AUGCCUGAAGCCGAAGCCGUUGUCAGAAAAAGGAUAAUUAAGCAUAUGAACGAUCAAAAGUUCCGGCUGUUUGAUUAUCUAGAAUAUUUCAAGGGGAUCAAAUUAAAUCGAUCCAAGGACGAUGUAGCAAUGACAGCUAUUUCACUGACCUCGAUGGAAUUAACAUAUAAAAAGAGUGGCGGAGCUGCUCAAACGACCACGCUUCCUAUCUCUCCACCUUUAUCGUCAUAUAACGAUGCUCGUCAUAGUCUUAUUCUGCUUGCAAAAGAGGCUGCUGGCAGCUUGGGCUAUUCAGCGUAUCAAGUUACUCGAUAUGUUCCACCUCAUCUCACUCUUACAGACCUUGUCCCAGGUUCUGCUGUCCCUCUGUACAUUCUGUUAACAUUUUUUCCGGCCAGAAUUGUACCCUAUAUAGCCCGAUUGAGUCCUAGACUGGCUUCUUUCCUUGGACGCAAUGCUCCAAAAGUUCUUGUUGGGCUAAUAGUGUUUCACAUAAUUGAAAUUGUGACUAUCUUGAGACCUCGCCUAAUUAAAUACAGAGUACCGUGUGGAACAAGUGCGUUGUGGAUUGUUUCCAAUUUAUUUGAAGGUUAUCCCAGUUUCAGACGUUUUGAUGAGGAAGUCGAUCGUAUCAAUCAUUGA
Molecule: messenger RNA, 642 nt
Organism: Sugiyamaella lignohabitans
Lineage: Eukaryota; Fungi; Ascomycota; Dipodascomycetes; Dipodascales; Trichomonascaceae
Exons: 1
Coding region: 1-642 (213 amino acids)
Source: RefSeq, a predicted model, not a curated record